Anolis carolinensis (green anole) is the source of this 821-nucleotide messenger RNA. Its product is annotated as nanos homolog 2-like. Gene Ontology annotation, biological process: oogenesis; negative regulation of translation. Gene Ontology annotation, cellular component: perinuclear region of cytoplasm. The coding region runs from base 192 to 821 and encodes 209 amino acids. The record is from RefSeq and is a predicted model, not a curated record. Gene Ontology annotation, molecular function: mRNA binding; zinc ion binding. The transcript is spliced from 2 exons. Lineage: Eukaryota; Metazoa; Chordata; Lepidosauria; Squamata; Anolidae.
AGCUGUUAGGAUUUCUGGGAGUUGAAGGCCAAAACAUCUGGGGACCCACAAGUCGAGAACCACUGCCUCAAGGGACAAACUCUGGCAUUACCUCCGAAGUGAAAGAAUUGGAAAAACCCAACUCUUCCUUGAAAACCUGUGAUGUCUAUACAUGUGUGGGUUAAAUCUAGGGCAAAGGAGGGUAAAAAUUGAUGGGAGGGUCCAAUGUGAAAGGUUUUGAACCCCUCCCCUUAUAUAUAAAACAAAGACUCCGCCUCCAAUAUGUGGCAUUCAGUGUGUGUCCACACCAGGGUAGAAUUGGCACCAUGCUCUCCAGAUCAGCCAUGCACGUGCCACAUUAUGCCCCUUCCAUGUUCAGGGAGUUUGACAGAUGGAAGGACUAUCUGAGCCUUGCGAAAGUGGUUACGGAGAUCAUCGCGGAACGCAAGAAGGUCCCGUUUCCAUCUCAGAGUUGGGACACAAUGGACUACGACAUGCAGCUAGUCCUCAACGAGGACAACUUUGAAACAGCAUCACAAUGGGUUAAUGGAAGCGGUUCCAGCAGCAAGAGCUCCAAAGGUAGUGCCAAUGGCCAGGCUUCCCAAAACAAGGAGAUUUGCGAUUUCUGCAAACACAACGGGGAAUCCAAGCAGGUCUAUUCGUCCCACCGGCUGAAGGGGAUGGACGGCACCGUGGAGUGCCCCAUCUUGCGCAAAUACACCUGUCCGCUCUGCGGUGCCACGGGCAAAAAGGCCCAUACUUUAAAAUACUGCCCACUGAGCCAAGGGAAGAGGUCGCUGUAUCGCAAGUGCGGACGCAACUCGGCUGGACGCAAGUAUUAA